Messenger RNA from Closterium sp. NIES-65, 411 nucleotides. Lineage: Eukaryota; Viridiplantae; Streptophyta; Zygnematophyceae; Desmidiales; Closteriaceae. The record is from the annotation of a GenBank genome assembly.
AUGCGUGAGAAAGUCAUUCCUUCAAGGGCCAAUCCUCGAUAUCAUUAUCAGGUCUGCCGUGCCGCGCAGCUGGGAAGGGGAGAAGGAGGGGGAGAGGAGGAGAGGGGAAUGGAGUGGAGGGGUGGGGAGGGGAGGGGAGGGGAGGGAAGUAGCAGCGGAACAGGGAGCGGGGAAUGGGCCCCCACAUGUCCGCCUGUCCGUGCUCUCACCCCCCACCUGCCCGUCCGUGCUCUCACCCCCCACCUGCCCGCCAGUGUGCGCACUCACCUGCCCGCCAAUGUGCGCACUCAUCUGCCCGCCAGUGUGCGCACUCACCUGGCCGCGUCAAGACACGAGGUGCAGGUGACCGCUGGACAGCCCCAGAAGAAUGUGAUCCUCGUCUGCCACCAUGUAGUUGCUGCCCGGGGGUGA